GGGCCUCAAAUGCCACAUUGACCAAAGCUCCUGUUGUUGACCUUACAGUUAAAGAGAUGUCAGAACAGCUGCAUACCGGAUAUCAGACCAGUAAGUAUCUUAUCUAUGUUCAAGUCAAUUGUUUGAAGAAACUAUAAUAAUGUAUAUUAAUGUAUAUAAACACAACACAAUAAUUAAGGACGUGUGUUUGGUAGAUUUAUUGUGUCAUGCUUCUUCAAUAUAUUUUACACCGUUGGAAAACCUGUUUGUUUCCCUUUUUAUUUUGUGCCACAUAUGUAAAGAAUAUGCAUUUGCGAUAUGAGCAGCGGAGAUGAGUAUGUGCGCCCAUGCCAAUUUUGUGAAAUCCUCUCUGCCAAGGCCAAACAGCUUUUGUUGCCAUCGACUCUUGUUUUCAGCCAUUCAGGCACCUGAUUGACAACACCUUUUGAGCAUGGGUCCUUCUACAGUGGUCAAUAGGUGUCUGCUCCAAGAAUUGGCAUGCUGCAUUUGACUGAUGUGUUUAGGGGCCUCACGAUAGGGCGACUUUAAACUGGGGUUUUGCAAAACCAAGUUGCAGCAUUGUUUGAUAUGAGCCCUAGUACCAGCUCCACACUGAAGGCCAAGUUCCCUCUGAUGGGGGGAUGUCAGAGAUAGGCGGUAAGUGGGUGUCCUAAGAAGACAGCGCCCCAAGAAGUCAGUUUCCUCACCCGGUCAGUAUUUCGGUACCGUAGACUGUCUUCAACAGUUUUGCAGUCAAGGUUUGCAGGACGAUGUGGCCAAGGGUUCACUGCCAAUUAUCCGAAACAGCACACAAUCUCCGGUCUUAGGGCUGCCAGGAGUCCUGCCAUGACAUCCCAUCACUGUCAGGUCCGUUUGCACAGUCUGAGACCAAACUCUACCCUCCAAGAUGACAACGCCUGCCUCCAAAGAGCAGGGUUUAUCAGAGACUUCCUCCAAAAUUUUGGAUUGGUGACGAGGGAAUGGUCUUACCUUAACCCCAUUGUACCAUUGCGGGAUCUUGGACAUACUGUUCGUGCCAGAGUGAUCAACACAACCACGAUUUGCAAGAGAAUACUGGUUGAAGAAUGGGAUGUGUGUAACCAGACAGCCAAGUCAGUUCCUGGAAAAAGGUUACUCUCUGAACUGGGUGACACAAUCCAGCUUUCCAACAACACUGACCAUGACAAAGCAGAUUUCCAGCCUGAGAGGAAACUCAUUCGCACUGCUGUAACCAAGGGAGUUGUAUUUUCAGAAGACGUGCCAGAGCUGGAAAAUCACCCUACAAGCCCUCAGAGUUCAAUUAUGGAGUCAAAAGUCCAUGGAGCUGGAUUAUUGUCCUCGUGCCUUUCCCCUGAAUCAUGCAUCCAGUGCCCAUGUGCAUCAGCCAAGGACACUGUGAAGGAUAAAGAUGCCAAAAGGAAGAUCCCCAAGAUUUACUUUGGCACACGCACACACAAACAAAUAACUCAAAUUGUUCAUGAGAUGAAGCGUACUGCAUACUCCACUGCUCCAAUGACCAUAUUAUCCAGCAGAGAUCAUACCUGUAUCAACCCAGAUGUGGCGCCUCACUCCAACCGGAAUGAACUCUGCAAGGAUCUACUCACGGCCAAAGAUGCAAGAUCAUGCCGUUACUUCCAUGCAGUACAGAAAAUGGCCAACCACAACACUCUGCAGUUGAUCCAUGGAAUGUGCCAAGCUUGGGACAUUGAGGAUCUGGUUUCAUUGGGCAAACGGCUUCGCUCAUGUUCAUACUAUGCUGCUCGUGAACUCAUGCAAGGCUCCUACAUCAUCUUCUGUCCAUAUAACUACCUGUUAGAUCCAGUGAUCAGAGAAAGUAUGGAGAUUGAUCUUGCAGGCCACAUCUUGGUGCUGGAUGAAGCCCAUAAUAUUGAAGACUGUGCUAGGGAAAGUGCCAGCUUCAUUUUAGACCACAAUAGUUUGCUGAUGUGCAGGGACGAGUUGGACAGCAUGGUCAACAACAACAUACGGAGGUUGAAACAUGAGCCUCUGAGGGAUUUUUGCUAUUGUCUAGCCAACUGGAUCCAGGAAAGCCAAAGCCUGAUGUCUGAUAGGGGAUAUGAAGAGGCAUGUAAAAUUUGGAGUGGAAAGGAAAUACUGAGCAUUUUUGACACCCUGGGUAUUACUUCUGACAGCUUCCGGAUGCUGAAGCAGCAUAUGGCUGCAGUGCUAGCAAAGGAGGAGAUUGCGGGAGUACUAAAUGGUAAAGAAGAAAUUAUGCAAGUCCCAACCAUCAGCUCAUCAACAUCCAGUAUCCUGAAAGGCCUCUUCAUGGUUCUUGACUUCCUCUACAGAGACAACUGCAGGUAUUCCGAAGACUACAGAGUUGCACUUCGGAAGACAUAUUCUUGGAUGAGCAAAGCCCCGGAUAGCAUGAGGGAUACACAGGGCUUCAUGGCCAAACCAGGCCACAGACAACACCAAAGAAUCAGAGUAAAGACUGGAUUUCUGACAUUGAGUUUCUGGUGCCUCAACCCUGCUGUGGCCUUUUCUGACUUAAGUGGGACAGUGCAUAGCAUUGUUCUGACAUCAGGGACACUGUCACCGAUGGGGUCCUUCUCCUCAGAACUUGGGGUGAAAUUUUCUCUUCAACUGGAGGCCAGUCAUGUCAUCAACAAAUCACAGGUUUGGGUUGGCACUCUUGGUGUAGGACCUCAAGGCAGAAAGCUCUGUGCCACCUUCCAAUAUGCUGAAACCUAUGCCUUCCAGGAUGAAGUUGGUGACCUGCUACUGCAUCUCUGCCAAGUUGUGCCAAAGGGUGUUCUCUGCUUCUUGCCUUCCUACAAGAUGCUGGAUAAGCUGCGGGAUCGAUGGAACAUCACUGGUGUUUGGGAGAAACUUGACAAACAAAAGAAAGUGAUAACAGAGCCUCGUGGUGGCGGCAAGGGUGAUUUUGAUGGACUACUUCAGGCUUACUACAACGCAAUUAAAUCCUGUGAGAAAAGAGAUGGUGCCCUCCUGAUGGCUGUGUGUCGGGGAAAAGUGAGCGAAGGACUAGACUUCACAGAUGACAAUGCAAGAGCAGUGAUCACUAUUGGGAUCCCCUUCCCAAAUAUUAAAGACCUCCAGGUUGAACUCAAGAUGAAGUAUAAUGAUCAGCACUCAAAGAGCAGAGGUCUUCUCCCUGGCCAUCGCUGGUAUGAGAUUCAGGCUUACCGCGCUCUAAACCAGGCCCUGGGAAGGUGUAUUCGUCACCGAAAUGACUGGGGUGCCCUAAUUCUAGUGGAUGACCGUUAUAGGAGUAAUCCAAACAAGUACAUCAAAGAUCUGUCCAAAUGGGUUCGCCAACUUGUACAGCAUCAUGACACCUUCACCAGCGCCAUGCAGUCCAUUGUAGCAUUCUCUCAGACCCUACAGAAGUGUCACCUUCUGACAAAAAGCCAGAACUCAACCGUCUCCUUUCCAAGCAGCGUAUCUGUAACUAAGGCGUUGCAGGAUUUACCCAAACCAGUGGAUUUUUAUCUUUCAUCCCACACACCAGUGAAAGCUGAACAUCAUGAAUUACAAGAUUGGCAGAGGAUGACACAUAUUCCACAUUCAGAGCCAUCUUUCCAUCCACCAGCCAACAGUCGGAACCUCAUUUUGACCUCAGAGAAACAACCAAUCCUCUCGCUGCAAAAUAAGAACAAGAACUCGGUCUUUGAAUCAUCAGCUGCAACGGGAUCCAGUGAAUUCAAAAGGGGGGGAUACAUUCCACAUUUGGAGCCUUCAACAACACGAAGAACCCAUUCGAACACAGAUUGUGAAUUGCCUCCAACCGACAAUCGAAAUGAAAAAGAAGAGGACCAGACUGUCUUUUAUACCCCUGAACUUUUUAAUGCUAAAGCCGGUGCCUGUGAAGGAACUGCGAAAACGUCACCAUCCCUGGUCAUUUUGGGAACAGAGAGUCAAGCCCUCCACCCACAGAAUAAUUUGGGAUCUGAGCUCGCCCCAGACUCUGAAAAGAGGAUGGUUUCAUUCAACACGGAGAAUAUACAGUUAUCAGGCAGAGUAGAGACAAAGGUGGGAGCAGAGCAGGUGAGAAACAAGAUCCGGCUCUCAAGAUCCAGACAGAGAGCUCACCUAUCGCCAACAGAUACCUAAUAUCCACGAUAAAUGCAGCUGAAAAUGCAUAUUUCCCCUCAUUAUUCUUUAAAAAAUGUUUUUUUUCAAACCACAAUAAAGUAAACCUUUAACAUUCA
Phycodurus eques (leafy seadragon) is the source of this 4178-nucleotide messenger RNA. It is a transcript of the gene brip1, whose product is annotated as BRCA1 interacting helicase 1. The transcript has 19 exons. Gene Ontology annotation, cellular component: nucleus. Gene Ontology annotation, molecular function: DNA binding; DNA helicase activity; ATP binding. The record is from RefSeq and is a predicted model, not a curated record. Gene Ontology annotation, biological process: double-strand break repair involved in meiotic recombination; nucleotide-excision repair. Lineage: Eukaryota; Metazoa; Chordata; Actinopteri; Syngnathiformes; Syngnathidae. Bases 826 to 4080 code for a protein of 1084 amino acids.